Messenger RNA from Solanum lycopersicum (tomato), 1430 nucleotides. Its product is annotated as probable receptor-like protein kinase At5g59700. The record is from RefSeq and is a predicted model, not a curated record. Gene Ontology annotation, biological process: protein autophosphorylation. Gene Ontology annotation, cellular component: plasmodesma; plasma membrane. NCBI's taxonomy places the organism in Eukaryota, Viridiplantae, Streptophyta, Magnoliopsida, Solanales, Solanaceae. Gene Ontology annotation, molecular function: ATP binding; transmembrane receptor protein tyrosine kinase activity.
GACCAGAUUCCCUCGGGAGGUUUGGAGAAACAGCGGUGAAAUGCUUAGCUGAAACUGGCGUAGACUGGCCAUCAAUGGGUGAGGUGCUGCAGAAACUGGACUAUGCACUUCAUCUCUAAGAGCCUGUCAUUCAAGAAAACACUGCCAUCCCUAUUCGCGAGCAAAUCAAUGAUUUCAGUCAUGUUGAUGACACUUCCUCUGCUGCUUCGGUCAAAAUUGGGCUGAUCUCUAGUAUGAAUGCGUUCAGAUUUUGCUCAAGAAAACAGCCGGGAGAAGUUCAAUUAAUGGUUGCACUCCAUGGGAACCAACUAUUCCAAGCCAACAACUUCCAUAAAUGAUGCUUCCAAUUUGAGUAAUCGCGUUCCUUUUGAAAGUUUUCGAGUUCCUUUUGUAGAUUUGCAGGAAGCAACUAAUAACUUUGAUGACAAGUUUCUGAUUGGAGUGGGUAUAUUUGGUAAGGUUUACAGGGGUGUUUUGCGUGAUGGUACAAAGGUGGCCCUGAAAAGACGUAAGCCUGAGUCUCCACAAGGUAUUGAAGAGUUCCGAACAGAAAUUGAGAUACUCUCACACUGCAGCCAUCCACAUCUGGUUUCACUGAUAGGAUACUGUGAUGAAAGAAAUGAGAUGAUUCUAAUUUAUGACUACAUGGAGAAUGGGAACCUCAGUAAACGUUUGUAUGGAUCAGAUCUAUGUCUUCCCACUAUGAGCUGGGAGCAGAGGCUGGAGAUAUGCAUCGGGGCAGCCAGAGGUCUUCACUACCUUCAUAACAGUGCAGUUAUACAUCGUGAUGUCAAGUCUACAAACAUAUUGCUUGAUGAGAAUUUUGUGGCAAAAAUUACUGAUUUUGGAAUAUCCAAGACAACGCCUGAGUUUGAUCAAACCCAUCUUAGCACAAUGGUGCAAGGAAGUAUAGGCUACAUUGACCCUGAAUAUUUUAUAAGGGGACAACUGACAAAAAAAUCUGAUGUUUAUUCUUUCGGUGUUGUUUUAUUCGAAGUUCUUUGUGCUAGGCCUGCCAUAGGUCGUUCACAUAUGAUCAGUUUAGCUGAAUGGGCAGUAGAGACGCAGAAGAUGGGACAGUUGGAACAAAUUGUAGAUCCCACUAUUGUGGCCAAAAUAAGACCAGAGUCCCUCAGGAUGUUUGGAGAAACGGCAGUGAAAUGCUUAGCUUCAUCUAGUGAAAAUAGGCCAUCAAUGGGUGAUGUGCUGUGGAAACUGGAGUAUGCACUUCAUCUCCAAGAGCCUAUCAUUCAAGAUAAUCCUGAAUGAUUCUUUGUUAGUGGAUCAUGUAGAGAUUUAUUUUUUGUUUUGUUGUAACAGUCUUCAGAGUAAGUGUUUCACAUGUGUGUAUGACUUCUAUUAAGUUCUAAUUGUAAACAGCAAAAUGAAGUUUGCUUACCUCUUCUGAGAUUUCUCAGAGACCCCUCCGA